UUUUUGGCUUUCGUAUUUAAAAAAGUUUUUUGGAAGAGAUAUAAAUACUAAAAGAAACAACAACAACAUCUACAAAACGCAGAACAUAUUGACAGCAAAAACUACAAAGAAAAUUACAAAUAUUUUUUUCUGGCAAAAUUCCGUCCACUUAUUGAAAUUUAAUAGCUACACUAAACAAGACAAACGAACAAAACUAAUGUUGGGGUCACUGCGUUAAAAAGACAAAAGAAAUCCUUUUUUUAGAAACAUUAAACUCAACAAUAGAAAAAAUGGAACUUUAGCUAAACUCAAAAAAUCUAAAAAAAAUUUAUAAAAGACAGACAAAAAAACCCUUAAUGGCCUAGUUUGCAUACUCAAAAAGGAAAACUAUUAAUAAUUUAAACAAUAUAAAAAUAACAAACUAAAAGGAUUGCAUUAAUUCCCUAUUAAAAAUAAUAAACAAAUAGAAAUCUAUCAAAGAAAACACACAAAUUGUCUUCAUAUUACAAAACGAGAUCGAAACAAAACUUAACUGAUUUCCCUUAAAAAUUCAAACAAAAAACAAACACUACGACGCAAAUGACUGAAUCAACACAAUUACAAACAGCAGAGAAUAAUAACGCAGGGGUUGUUAAAAUGGAACCAUUACCGCCUGCCGCCACCACAGCCUCAACAGCCAAUACAAAUUUGGCCACUUCGCCAGCACCAUCAUCCGUUAUGGAACAACAGACACAACAACAGCAAACGGCUGCUAUAAUAAGUGCAACAUUACAACAGCAACAGCAGCAGUUGCAACAACAGCAACAACAAUAUGCUUUAAAAUGGAAUGAUUAUCAAACCUCUAUGUUGAGUUCAUUUCGUCAUUUGAGAGAUGAAGAAGAUUUUGUCGAUGUUACUUUGGCCUGUGAUGAACGUUCCUUUACCGCUCACAAGGUCGUACUGAGCGCUUGUAGUCCUUACUUUCGUAAAUUGUUAAAGGCAAAUCCAUGCGAACAUCCCAUUGUUAUAUUAAGAGAUGUGCCGGCCGAUGAUGUGGAGAAUUUAUUGAGCUUUAUGUACAACGGCGAAGUCAAUGUGGGUCAUGAACAUUUGCCGGAAUUCCUAAAAACCGCCCAUUUACUACAAAUACGAGGUCUAGCCGAUGUCAACAAUGGCUCUUCGGCCUCUUUCACACCUACACUCGCUUCCUCAACGCCCUCCAAUAAAUUGAAUAAUACAGCGCUAAACAGUCAACUAUCGGGCAGUACGAACAAAUUGAAUUUCUUGACAGCUGCUACCCAAGCUUUAAGCAAUUCCUCCAACUCACCAUUCACAACACCAUCUCUAGGAUCGACUACACCUUUGAAUAAUUUAUUAAAUAAUAGCAGCAGCAAUCUAAAUAAUAAUAGCAGCAAUAAUAAUAACAACAGCAACAAUAACAAUAAUAACAGCAGUAGCAACAACAAUAAUAAUAACAAAAAUAACAAUUCGAAUAGUGGAAAUACCCCUGCCAUACAGGAAUUGAAGGCCUCGUCAGCGUCUCCCGUAAGAAAAUCAAACAUUAACAAUAAAGCUAAUCAUUGGGACUUAUCGGAUUCGGAUAGCAAUCGUAAUAAUCAUUUGACGCCUCCUCCUCAGAAAAGAAUAAAAAGUGCUGAUUUGUUUCGUGCCCAACAUGGUAUCAGUCCUGAACGUUUGCUAAUCGAUCGUGAAUUCCCAGUAGCUGGUCAACAUCCUUUAACACGUAAUCGUGAUCGUAGCCGUGAAACCUCACGUGAUCGGGAUCGUGAAAUGCGUGAAUCUUUGUUGGGCCAGGCUUUGGAAAAUACAAAUGGUUUGCAGAAACAACAUCCCGAUAUGGCCUCCCUACAUGCCCAAAGCGCUGGCGAAGACUCAAAUAGUUCCGAUACUGAACCCUCUGAUCGCGGUGAUGCCCAACAUGAUGGCACUAUGGACUCUAUGGACAAUCAACGUUCUCAUUCCUUCCCCAAUGCCUUUUUAGGUUUACAAGGUAUACCCGGCCUAUUGCCAGGUCCUUCCGGUAUGGCUGCUAAUGAUUUCGCUGCAGAUGUACAGCAAAAUCUGGGCAAAUUUUUAAGUACCACACAAAUUAAAGAGGAACUUAAAGAAGAUGAAGAUAUUAAAGAGCUAGACUCAACACAACACAAUAAAGAUACUUUAAGCGAACACUCGGCGACAAUGGCUGAUAAAAGAGAAACAAGGGAAACGAAUUCGCCGCCCCAUAGACCCACUGCAGCUCAUUUGAGCCCAGAACAAAAUCAUUUGUUAGUUUCUCAUUUAAACAAUAAUAUAAUUAAACAUCGUUCUGCCAAUUCAUCGCCAGCACGUUCUAUACGUUCGUGGCAUGAUAGUGAUGAUGAGAAUUUUAUAGAUGAUGAUGGUGCUUCCUCGAUAUCAUCGGCCAUAUCGUUGACUAUGAAAACCUCUAGGCAUAAUAGUGAAUCGACUUUGUAUCAGGCUUUACUCAAGAAACAACAACAGCAGCAACAUCAACAACAACAUCAGCAACAUAUGAUAACAGAUGCUACAGAACAAAUGCCUCCACAUCAAAGACAUCGAACAGAACAUGCAGCACAGCAACAUCAGCAUUCACAUCAACAGCAGCAGCAGCAACAACAACAGGAGCAUCAACAGCACAAACAUCAACAACAUCAGCAGCAACAACAACAACAAUAUCUAGAUGAAUUACAACAAUCUGCUGUAACACAUCAACAACAAUUAACCGCCAAUCUUUUGAUGGCCCGUACAAUAGCCUUUAGUCGUUCUCGCGACUUUCCCGAACUUUUUCAAAAUCCCGCAGCCGUAGCAGCAGCAGCCGCUGCAGCUGCCACCGCCUCUGCCGCUUCAGCCAAUGCUGCGGCAGCUGCUGCUUCCAGUAGCAACUACAUGUUACCUUGUCCUCUUUGCGAAACUCCCCUAGAGCAGCGUGUCUUUCGCCAACAUCUCGAUCGUCAUUAUCCGCGUGAUAGUCCUGUCUGUCCGGUCAUCGAAUGUGGUCGUCGUUUUGCCCAUCCCAAUUCGGUGCGUAAUCAUAUGCGCAUUAAGCAUACACUCCAAUGGGCGAAAAUGAAAGCAAUGCGUUCUUCGGGUGGACCUUUUGCGGGUGGGCCGGAUUUUAAAUGAAACUGUGAGGGUGAUUAGUUUGAAAGCGUGUAACGUAAACAAUAACAUUCCAAGAUAAAAAAGAAACCAAAGAACGUAUACGUUUAACGUUUAGUUUUAUAUUGUAGACCAAAAAAAAAGGCUUAAUUAAAAACAAAAGAAUUCAGUUUGAUAAACAAAUAAUCAAAAUGCUUCCUUAAGGUAAAAUUUAAGAAAAAUAAGAUAUUUACAAAGAUAUAACAACACCGUAAAUAAGUGUAAAGCAAAAAAGAUAUGUAGAAAUAUCGCCAAUAUGGUGAUUAUAUAGACGAAAGUUUAGGGUAAUUUAAUAAAAAAUUUAAACAUAUUUUAAAAGAGUUUCAAAAUUGUAUUUCAAAACAUCUCUGGCUAGCGUGUGAUAACUUUAAGAACUCUUCAGCAUAUGGUGUUCUAUAAAGCUCUUUCCCUCUUAAGCGUUCUUUUCCAAAACUUCUAGUGUUCUCUUUCGCUAUUAAAAGUUUUAUAAACUCUGUCUCGUUAACUACAGUUAGCUUUUGAAAACUUAAUGUUUUCUAAAAGUUCUUUCUUUCCCUGGAUCUGGCCUAAGUGUUCAAUUCUAUUCGAGUGUUAAAAGAAUUUGGUCUUUUUUUAAAAGCUCUUUAGUAACUCUAUCCAUAGUUCUAGUGUUCUCUUUUCCAAGGUUUAUAUCUCUCUCUCUCUCUGGCUGGUUUAUGUGUACGAAAUAACUCGAUGCUAUUCGAGAAAGUUAAAUGAAUGUUCUCUUUCGAUAGAAAUCUUUAUAAAAUCUUGUUUAAUAACUCUCUUGCCGGCUUAAUGCUUCAGUGUUCUAAUUCUCCCAUUACAUAUUGAAAAUUCUAUAUGAGAAAGUUUAAAAAUAAUGUGUAGAGAAUUUGUAUUUAGAUUAGGGUACAAGCUUAAAAGCUAGUGUACUUUUCAACAACACUCUCUUAUGCUUAGUUGUCUCUGAAAGAACACUUUCGUUAGUUAAUCGAUUCUAAUGUCUAUAUGCUUUAUAAUUUGUGAAUUAUAUCUCUCACAAACUCUCUCUCUCUUCUGUAUAGAUUUAUGUUCUCUCUCGCUUAACAGAGCGCUUUAGUCUUAUGCUUAGUUGUCUUUGAAAGAAAGAUUUCUUGUUGUUAAGUAGAUUUUUUAACUUCUGCUUUAUAAUUUUUAAUUAUUUCUCUCACAAACUUUCUCUCUCUCUCUUUUCUGUACAGAUUUAUGUUCUCUCUUGCUUAACAGAGAGCUUUUAUCUUAUGCUUAGUUGUCUUUGAAGGAACUUUUGAUAUAUUUUAAGUUAUUUAGUAGAUUGCAUAACUUCUGCUAACUAGAGUGCUAUUUAAGAUUACGGUCUUAUGCUUAGUAGUCUCUAAAGGAACUCUUUCGUUAAUUGAACGCUUUUUUGCUGUUAGGCAUAUUUGAACGAGAUGUUUAGGUGAUUUAUAACUUCAUAAAUAUAUAUCCAGCUUAAGACGCGACCAGUGAAUAAUUCUCUCAGUAGCUUAAAGGUUUUUAAAUAAUUUUCUAGCCUUUUUAAAGGGUUUCCAAAGAACUUAUGCGUUAGUUUUAGGUAAUUUCACACUCUAAAGUUUUUUAAGGAAAUCUCUUUGAAAAUUUCAAAAUUUUAAAGAAUUCUUCAUAAUAAUAAUGAAAAGAAACCAUUUCCAA
This is a messenger RNA of Lucilia sericata (common green bottle fly), 4749 nucleotides long. Its product is annotated as protein abrupt-like. The coding region runs from base 559 to 3102 and encodes 847 amino acids. The record is from RefSeq and is a predicted model, not a curated record. NCBI's taxonomy places the organism in Eukaryota, Metazoa, Arthropoda, Insecta, Diptera, Calliphoridae. Gene Ontology annotation, cellular component: nucleus. The transcript has 6 exons. Gene Ontology annotation, biological process: regulation of transcription by RNA polymerase II. Gene Ontology annotation, molecular function: protein binding.